ACAGCAGUCACCAAGCGUUACCGAGUUACAUCCAAUCUACGAAAGACAAAACUUGAACAGAAUGUCAUCAGUGUGGUUGAUGGUGUUGGUAGUUACAGCUUUUGUUGGAACCGAUGCGCUCCAUAUCACUCGUGAUGUGGCAGCUGAGCCACUCGCCACUGAGAGCUGGAAGGAAAAAGCUCUGAAGUUUCUGGAACUCUCAGAGAAAGGUAUUCCUAUAGCUGAACUAAAAUCACUCGCCCUCGACUUGAGUGACACAAUUGAUUCUUUUCUUGCAACUCAUGGUGGAAAAGUUUCUGACCAAGAAGUGAUCAAUUUGCUGAAAGAAAUAGCAGCCAAUGGACAAAUUGGAGAAACUUCUCUCGAUGUCCUCUUUGGAGCCCCAAUCAACAAUGAUGCGAACAAAAUCUCAAAGGCCUUUUUACUGUUACGGCAAUUACUGGAAAUAGAUUCAGAUCUUGAAGCUGCAGGCAAACCGACCAAUGGCGUCCUGUCAGCAAUGUCGUUCAUAUCAAGAGCAAUAGCAGCCAGCGCGGAUAACUUGGCUCAGCACAUCAAUGAACAAGGAAAACGAUUCGCACAGAGAAGAAUUGCGCCCGCAGAAGAUGUGACCGUCAUCGUAAAUCCUGACGGAACGGUGAUCAUCAUCAUUAGCUAAUAGUUUUAACAAGAAUAAAACUUUACCUUGAA
Molecule: messenger RNA, 690 nt
Organism: Physella acuta
Lineage: Eukaryota; Metazoa; Mollusca; Gastropoda; Physidae
Source: RefSeq, a predicted model, not a curated record